This is a messenger RNA of Ambispora leptoticha, 512 nucleotides long. Lineage: Eukaryota; Fungi; Glomeromycota; Glomeromycetes; Archaeosporales; Ambisporaceae. The record is from the annotation of a GenBank genome assembly.
AAUCAAGAGAUAUAUUAGAACAAGAUCCUCUUCCUAAACAAACUAAUUUAACACCUCCACACGAAUCAGAUAGUUCAGAUACUGAUGAAGAAGAAAAUAUGGAUCCAGUAAUGGAUGCUAUUCAUAAUCUUACUAGCCGUUUUGACAAAUUAGCUAUUAAUAUGGUUCAGCAACAACCAGAACCACAACCCAAGCCUGCCUAUACAGCCAAAAGAGAGUCUAGUAUAACAGAAGGAGAAACAAUAACAAUAAUAGAAGAAACAACAACCGCUAUAGUGACAAUAGAAGAAACAGAGAUAGAAGCCAAUCUCACGAUAGAAAUUAUAGGGACCAAAGUCAAUCUCAUGACAAAAAUUAUAGGGACAGAUCCAGAGAAAGAAGUCAAGAAAGAUGAAGACCAAGGUCUAAUCGUUCACCAUUUUCCUACUAUCGAAAUAACUGCUCUCACUACCUAUAUUACUGAAACCAACUGGGAAAAUACCAAACCCCAGCCUAUUAAUACUAUUACUCCU